This is a messenger RNA of Emiliania huxleyi CCMP1516, 696 nucleotides long. RefSeq lists its product as hypothetical. The record is from RefSeq and is a predicted model, not a curated record. The transcript is spliced from 4 exons. Lineage: Eukaryota; Haptophyta; Isochrysidales; Noelaerhabdaceae. The coding region runs from base 17 to 571 and encodes 184 amino acids.
AAGGGCGGUCGACUCGAUGCCGCGCUGCGCUGCCCUGCUCGUGCUUGCGUCCCUCUCGCCCACAUCGAGCCUACUGCUUCAGCCGUCUCGACGCAGCGCUCUCACGCUCGCCGCGGCCGGGAUAGCGCCGCUCGCGCCGUUGCUGCCGGCAUCCGCUCGGAGCAAGGAGAAGGCAGCAGAAAAGGCACUGCAAAAGGCCGCGACCGCGAGCGAGGCCAGGCAAGCGAUGAAGGAGUACAAGUACGCGCCGCGGCCCGAGCUGGUCGGCAGCGCGGAGACGGGGUACGCGUUCAAGGCUGGCACCGUCCAGGCCGGCUCGCAGGGCGAGCUCUCGUCGUACUUCAAGCAGAAGGGCGCGACGAUCCAGGCCUCUUACGCUGAGGACAAGGCGCGCGCCGCCGGGCUCUCCAAGGAGGAGGCCGCCAAGGUGGCGAGCAGCACGCUCCAGAAGCGGAAGGAGGAGAUCGCGGCCAAGUCGCGGCGCGAGCUGUCCGACGACGAGAAGAAGAUUGCGGCGUACGCCGAGAAGAACAGGGGCAUGAAGGACGAGCAGGGCCGCCUCAUGUUCUGAGAGCAGGCCCGCCCGCCCUCUCGAUUUUUGUGUGCGCCGCGCGCCGCGCCGUGUGUGGCGGCUGAGCGCGGGCGGAGGGUCCCACCUCUUGCAACCAUCUUAGCGCGCGCACUGGUUCCCUCUCA